This is a messenger RNA of Rotaria socialis, 696 nucleotides long. Lineage: Eukaryota; Metazoa; Rotifera; Eurotatoria; Philodinida; Philodinidae. The record is from the annotation of a GenBank genome assembly.
AUGUAUUGGUGGUUCAAAUGGAUAGUUUUAUUAAGUUUAGCUAUGUGGAUUCAAUACUAUCGUAAUUCAGUUUCGAAAUUACCUCGAACUCGUACAAAAGGUUCAACUCAUAUAACAUCUUCAAAUGUAAAUCUUACCGAAACCUACGAAUUUUAUAAUCGAGCUGAACAGAAUAAAAACGGCUAUUCAGAAUUUAAGCUCACGGUAUAUAGUAAAGGCAUUUGUGGUGACCUUCAAAUUCCACCUUUGAAACGACCAUGCACGCCGUUUUUACAUUUACAUGAUGAUCAAACUGAAAAAUUUACUAUCCUACAAGGUCAGUUUUCUUAUCGAUUUGGUGAGAAAAUAUAUUCGUGUGAUAGUCGUACAUGUCCAUCGCCUAUUAUUAUCCCGCCGCUUGUUCAUCAUACGUUUUGGAUGCAUGAAAAUAAGGAAGAUCUUAUUCUAAUUAUUCAUAUCGAACCGACUUCUAAAGAUCAUGGUCUACGCAUAGAAUCAUUUGAAAAUAUAGUUGGUGUCAAUCGAGACAAACUCAUGAAUCUUUGGCAAGCGUUUGUUUUUAUUGAUAGUAUCGAAACAUAUCCAGUAUUUUUACCAUUACCUUUCGUAAAAGUACUAAUGAAAAUCGGUUCGCUAAUCGGUCGAUUACUUGGUUAUCAAGCAGAAUAUGACGACUAUACAACGAUAGAUUUUUAA